Corythoichthys intestinalis (scribbled pipefish) is the source of this 3039-nucleotide messenger RNA. It is a transcript of the gene cnot6l, whose product is annotated as CCR4-NOT transcription complex, subunit 6-like. The record is from RefSeq and is a predicted model, not a curated record. The coding region runs from base 152 to 1855 and encodes 567 amino acids. The transcript has 12 exons. Gene Ontology annotation, molecular function: poly(A)-specific ribonuclease activity; protein binding. Gene Ontology annotation, cellular component: CCR4-NOT complex; cytoplasm; nucleus. NCBI's taxonomy places the organism in Eukaryota, Metazoa, Chordata, Actinopteri, Syngnathiformes, Syngnathidae. Gene Ontology annotation, biological process: nuclear-transcribed mRNA poly(A) tail shortening.
GUUUGCCCCACUGUUUCCGAGACGUUCAGGGUCUUGCCUGGACGGAGGUGCUCCCACCGAGCACAGCUGCGUCUACAAGUCCUUAUCGAUGCGAAUCAUUGCCCUCAUCUUCUACGCAACAGUCACCAUCCACGAAUGAAGAUUAAGCGGUAUGCCAAAGGAAAAAUAUGAUCCUCCGGAUCCUCGCCGAUGUUACACCAUCAUGACAGCCGAGGAGGCGGCCAAUGGAAAGAAGUCUCAAUGGGCCGAGCUCGAGAUAUCUGGGCGAGUGCGAAGUUUGAGCAGCUCGUUGUGGACGCUGACGCACUUGACAGCGCUGCACAUCAACGACAACAAUCUGACACGCAUCCCCCCCGACAUCGCAAAACUGCCUCGUUUGGUCUACCUGAAUCUGUCGUCCAAUAAGCUCCGCAGCCUACCUGCUGAACUGGGCAACAUGGUCUCUCUCAGGGAACUGCUUUUAAACAACAACCUUUUACGUGUUCUGCCUUAUGAACUUGGGAAGCUUUUCCAGUUACAAACGCUGGGACUGAAAGGAAACCCUCUGUCACAAGACAUUCUCAACUUGUACCAAGAGCCCGACGGAACACGAAAGCUUUUAAACUACAUGCUCGACAAUCUAGCCGUGCAUCCGGAGCAACUCCCCCAAAGACCGUGGAUCACACUUCAAGAACGAGACCUUACGCUGCCCACAGCUGCCUUCACCGUCAUGUCCUACAAUGUGCUGUGCGACAAGUAUGCCACAAGACAGCUCUACGGCUACUGUCCUUCCUGGGCCUUAAGCUGGGAGUACCGCAAAAAGGGCAUCAUGGAAGAGAUCAACAGCUGCGAUGCUGACAUCGUCAGCCUGCAGGAGGUGGAGACUGAGCAGUACUACUCUUUCUUUCUGGAGACGCUAAAGUCGCGAGGUUACGACGGCUAUUUUUGUCCCAAAUCCCGUGCCAAGCUGGUGUCAGAGCAGGAGAGGAAGCAUGUAGAUGGCUGCGCGGUCUUCUUCAAAACUGACAAGUUUACUUUGGUCCAGAAACACACAGUGGAGUUCAACCAGGUGGCUAUGGCCAACUCUGAAGGCUCCGAGGUGAUGCUCAACAGGGUGAUGACCAAGGACAACAUCGGUGUGGCUGUGCUGCUGCAGGUCAACAAGGACUUGUUCUCUGGAGGCACAAAGACGGCUCCGGAGAAGCCACUUGUGCUGGUUGCCAACGCCCAUAUGCACUGGGACCCUGAAUACUCAGACGUAAAGCUGAUCCAGACAGUCAUGUUCCUUUCUGAGCUCAAGAGCAUCGCUGAAAAGGCGGCGGGCGAGUCAGAUGCGUCUCCUAUCCCUAUUGUGCUGUGUGCCGACCUCAACUCGCUGCCUGACUCUGGUGUGGUGGAGUACCUGAGCAACGGCGGCGUGGCCGACAACCACAAAGAUUUCAAGGAGCUGCGUUACCAUGAGUGCCUCAGCAACUUCAGCUGCAGCAACGGCGGCAACGGCAACAACACCAGCACCAGUGGAAGCGGCAACAACAGCAACAGCGGUGGUAGCGUUACGCAUAAUUUCCAGCUCAAGAGCGCAUACGACAGCCAUGUGAUGCCUUACACCAACUACACGUACGACUUCAAGGGUGUGAUCGAUUACAUCUUCUUCUCACGCAAGCAUAUGAGUGUUCUUGGCGUGCUGGGCCCGCUGGAUGCCAAUUGGUUGUCUGAAAACAACAUGACAGGCUGCCCGCACCCCCACGUGCCCUCGGACCAUUUCUCACUGCUGGCCCAGCUAGAACUACGACCUCCACCGCCCUCGUCUUCCGCUUCCACACCACCACUGCCACGUCAGCUCAAUGGCCUCCACCUGCCCCCCGUCCACAGGUAGUGCUGCCUAAACAAGUGGAAGAAGACACCUCCUGUCCACCUAAAGGACCCUGUACAGUUUCAUAUCAAGACAUCAUCUUCUGGAAGUAUUUGCCUUAUGUUGCACACUGAGAAUCUUUUACUUUCAUGAUCCUCCCCUUCAUAAAAGAUCAAAGCCAAAUGUUACCACAGUGACCUCAAUACUAAAUAUUUUUUAAACACGCAGAAGUUUGUUCUAAUAUUGUUACUUGUCUUUGCCACCCAACUCAAAAUUGACUUUUUACCAGGUCAAACUAAUUCCCAGUUUGUAGAGUAAACACUACAGUCUAAUUAGAGCAAUAAUUUUGAGAACUAUGAAGUGGAUAUAAAUUUAACACACCCCUGUUUAAAUUCCUAGUAGUUUAUUGAUUUUUGUUUAAAAAAAAAAAAAAAUGAACUGGGUUGUGUGGACUUUAUGCACUUUAUAUAAAAACUAAAGUUGUUUUCAAGAAAAUAUCGUCGGAGUUGACACAGAAUUACUAAGUAUUUUUAAAACAAAAUUAUUCUAGGAGAAAAUUUUAAAGAACGAAGAUUAAAAGGUGCAUUUAUUAUGAUGAAAAUAUUUCAAAUUGUGAUACUGCAUUUCUUUAGAGAAUUUGGAAAGGUUAAGUAAAUUGCUGCUGGCUAAUCUUAAGUCUUGGUAAACUGUUUUUUCUUGUGAAAUUCCAGUAUUUUUCUUGAAAAUAACUUUUUUCUUGGAAACAAAAAUCUUGUAAUAUUUUGACAUUUUUCUUCUUCUUUGUGCCCCUAAAAUGAUUGAUGUUCUCAUGACAGUCCCUGAAUGUGUCAUUUCAAGUUACUAUGUUGUCACUUUAGGCCAAAUAUGAAGUGUUGCGGUUAAGACGCAUUAAAACUUUGGAUAUGGGUUUUCAAUGCCAACGUCAGAAAACUACAGGACGUGAUAAGACUUUAUGGCACUUUAAAAUGCCCCAGUCGCCUCAAUAAUAUUACUCAAAACAUCACUGCCACUUUGACAAUGCCUGAUUUUGGGAAGUAUUGAAGGAGUUUCAAUUAGAUUUUUCAACAAGACACUUAAGAUGCUCACUUUCUUGCUGGAGAAAUAAAAUAUGAUCCAAUACGCAAAAGUUUUACAGCAAGCAUUUUUAAUAUAUAGAAAACUGAAUGAAAAAUAAACAUGACUGCACGCGGUCAAUAAGUUUUCAAUCU